Molecule: messenger RNA, 8652 nt
Organism: Hyposmocoma kahamanoa
Lineage: Eukaryota; Metazoa; Arthropoda; Insecta; Lepidoptera; Cosmopterigidae
Gene: rno
Product: PHD finger protein rhinoceros
Exons: 6
Coding region: 255-8417 (2720 amino acids)
Biological process (GO): regulation of transcription by RNA polymerase II
Source: RefSeq, a predicted model, not a curated record
UUGCCCGUGCAUUAUGUGAAACGUCAAACUGAAUUGAUGCUCAAUUUCACCAAUUUGAUCAAAAAGACCCUAUUCCUAAUUAUGUUACGUACGCGUCUCGGUUAUAGCUGCACCAACCACAGUCAUGUUGUUGCAAAUUGAAGUGCCAUCAUGUAGUGAACGAUGUGACAUUCUACACAAUGUUGUUACCACGUUCCAAGUGUAAAGCAGUAGGGGGCUGGUGAACAUGUAGGUUGUGAUAUAUAUAACUCAAGAUGUCAUUGAAAGGCACCAAGAGGGGAGCCGCAGUGCGUGGGGAGGAGGCAGGCGCUUCCAAGCGCCGCAGGACGGAGCCCGAGGACGCACUGUGGCAGCUCCGCCCAGUCAGUGACCUCAAGAUGUCAUCUAUUUAUAAUAGAAGUGCCUCAGAGGCACCAGCAGAACUAUUCAGGAAAGAUCUAAUCAGUGCUAUGAAGCUACCGGAUUCCGAGCCGCUGGCUUCAGGCGACUAUUGGAUCAUUACGGACACAUGGAAGCAGGAUUGGGAGCGGGGAGUCCAGGUGCCCGUGAAUCCAGACUCUCUGCCCGCUCCUAAAGUCAAGAUCAUUGACAAUCCGCUACCGCCUGACUUUCAAUCAUUCAAAUUGCCAAGGGACAAAUAUAUACACUUGGCCCGCGAUGCGCAUUACCAACCGGACAAACAUGUGGUCAGCUCGACCCCGGCACGCGCCGAGGCCUCGUGCAGCUACGACAUGGACGCCACAGACACGGCCUGGCUGCGUCUGCUCAACGCCGAACGUGCGCGCGCCGGCGCGUCGCCUGUCACAGAAGAUCAGUUCGAGAAGGUCAUCGAAGAACUCGAGAAGCGAACAUGGGACAAAAUCCAGGCGAUCCUGAAGUCCGAAGAGGGACUCGGGAUCGAGUACGACGAGAACGUCAUCUGCGACGUGUGCCGUUCGCCCGAGUCCGAAGAUGGCAACGAGAUGGUCUUCUGCGACUCAUGUAAUAUCUGCGUGCACCAGGCCUGCUACGGCAUCACUGUCAUCCCAGACGGACAAUGGCUGUGCAGGCCGUGUGGCAACGGCGUCCGGCCCACCUGCGUGCUCUGCCCCAAUCUGGGCGGCGCUAUGAAGUGCACGCCCUCUGGCCACAAGUGGGCCCACGUCUCAUGUGUGCUAUGGAUACCAGAAGUGUCCAUCGGUUGUGCGGAAAAAAUGGAACCUAUCACUAAAAUUUCCUCCAUACCAGCCUCGCGUUGGUCUCUAGUUUGCGUCUUAUGCCGCGAGCGUAAAGGAGCUUGUAUCCAGUGCUCCGUUAAAACUUGCAAGACUGCUUAUCAUGUUACUUGUGCAUUUAAACAUGGACUGGAAAUGCGUGCGAUAAUCGAAGACGAAAACGCCGACGACGGCGUCAAACUACGAUCCUAUUGUCAAAAGCAUAGUGUCAAUCCAAAAAAAGAAAAAUGUCCUGGCUCUGGUUCCGAGGAGGAGGAGGUCAAAAGAAAGCGACGGAAAGACAUGACUUCCGAGGAAAAAACGCAGGCUCGCGCAGCUCGUCUGCAUGAAGUCGAGGCAGAGUUCGACCGUCAUGUCACGGUGAAGGAUAUCAGCGCUCAUGUUCUUGAUGUCGAUCAAGAAGCUAUAAACUACAUUUACAAUUACUGGAAGCUGAAGCGGCGAGCGGGACAUAACCGACCGCUAUUGCCGCCCAAAUCAGACGACAAUGAACUACUUAUUCACAGACAAGAACAAGCGGAUCUCGAUAAAAUGAGAAUGUUUGUACAACUGCGGCAGGAUCUGGAGAGAGUAAGGAAUUUGUGCUAUAUGGUGAGCAGAAGAGAGAAGCUCUCUCGGUCAUUCUUUCGCAUGCGUGAACAAACGUUUCACAAACAAGUGGCGGUACUAACAGAAGACCCCUCUAUCACAGGGCCUGACUUGGCGGCUAUCAUUGAAGCUAACCACGGUCCGUCAAUUUAUGAUAGACUAUAUUCUCAUCCAAAUGCUCCUGAUCAUAAAAAUGAUUUCGACGAUUUAUUGGCUCGUAUUGCCCCGCCAGAUUCGGGCGAUGAAAAGAAGAAAGAUCGAAAUGGCCUUGUGAAGGGAGAAAAAUCUUCAAAUCCUUACAAGAAACAUUACGUAAAUGGAUCGCGUCGUAGCGGAGGCAUGUACAGUGGGUUGUCGAGUGAGGAGAGUGCUCCAGAGAUCAGUCGUUCCACACGGUAUCGUGGAAGAGCCAUCGGUUCUACCACUGACGAGGAUGGCAAGAAGUCUGGAAGCUCGCCAAAGAAAAAGGUGUCACCAAAGGCGAAAGGCAAAAGGUCUCCCAAGAAGAUUGAGAGAAAGAAAAAGAAAAUACCGCAGUCUAAAGCCCUAGUUGAAAGCAGUAGUGAAGAUGAAUCGAUACAAUCUAGAAUGAUGCAAGACAGAUCUCGGAGCAAGACAUUGCAACAGAUGGAGAAGGAGAUGGCGGCAGGUAAGACUGGUCAGUCGGGUACUGAUAGCGAUGAUCUUAUCCCCGUCAAGACGUCGAGAAAUAGUAAAUUCCCUGUUGAUAUUUAUUCGGAUAGCAGUGAUGACGUCUCUGCAAAGCCUGUAACAAUUGCAAAGUCUACGGACAAGAAGACAGACAAAGUCAAAGCAGAUAAAUCUAAACCGGAAAAGUCACCCAAUGACAAUGACGCUCAGCAACCUCUGCCUCGUACGAAGGCGGCUAUGAAGGAGUUUAUUCCAACUCAACCAGAAAAGAAGACACCUAACAAAGAAGAGCAAGAAAAACCGGCUCCUAAGAAACGAGGCCGAAAGCCAUCGAAUAAAGAAAAGAAGACACCAAUUAAAAGUAAUAACGAAUCUGACGAUGAAGCUAAGAACAAAGAAAACAUCAAAUUUACAAAACAAAAAGAUAACCCUACUGAUUUGAUAGUACCGCAACGACAGGCAGCAAAGAAAGCUUCAGAAAAUAUGCGCUCAACUACCGUUCCCAAAAAAGACGAAUUAGUUGUUGAGAAACAAGUCAGUGGUGACGACGCGAAACCCAAACCUAAGUUGAUAAAAACUAAAGGCAAAGAAGCUGCACCGGCUAAAGUAGGCCGUAAGAAAUCAUCUAAAGAUGUAGAGAAAGAACCGAUUGCCUACGUUCCGCAAAGGCAAGCAGCCAAGAAAGCGGCUGCACAUAUUAAAAGUGGUCUUGGCAGUAAAGCACCCGUGGUUGAAGCAUCAGAUGGGGAAAAGAAAAAGGACAACGACAAAAGUGAACCAUCUAAAUCAUCACCCAAGAAAGAAGAUAACAAAUCCAAUAAGAACUCUGAUAAAGAAAGCUCGAGCUCAUCGUCGAACUCAAGCAGUAGCAGCUAUUCCUCAACGUCAAGCUCAGAAGAGGAAGUUUCUGAGAAACCCGAAAUUAAACCUACAGCCAAAGCGCGGGAAAUUAAGCCCCUUUCCAGACAACCCUCUUUGUUCUCACCGCCUCAAACGACUGACAGACCUGAGAGACCUAGACCGACCGUGGACUUGCCCUUUCUCGACAAGGUGUCAAGGCCACUGUCUUCAACAAGUGCCUCGAGUGAUUCUGAGAGCUCUAAAGGGUCGCGUCAGUCGGGCUCUACCAGCCCCUAUCCUAAGAGACCACGGAGACGAAGAAAGGGCAAGAGUGUGUCCACAGAUACGUCCCCGCUCAAGACCCCUGACAAGAAGCUUAAAACUUCCGAACGGGGGUCCGAGUCAAGGGUACCAACACCGCCUGCUGAAGGAGAGGAACAGGGCCGACCCAGCGACACGCGUGCUGCCACGCGUACUCGGACCAGAAGCGCUACAUCAGGCGGAAAUCUCUCUAAUAAGCAUGAUGCCCGACAGAGAAAACCAUCUAAAGACGACACCGGUCUCGCCUCUGGACCAAAUAAGACUCCCAAAGAGAGCAGCAAGUCCAGUGAACUUCAAACUGCGGAGCGGAAAACGGACGAGGAGGUAAGGAUCGAAAAAGAUGGGAAAGAGAAAUCAGUCAGUACUGAUACCACUAAGAACGACAAGGCAAAAACUACCAAGACCAAGCUGCGCAGCACCGUCGUCGAAGAUAAAGAUAAAUCUAAAACAUCUGAAUUUGAAAGUUCUGUUACAAGGACCAGUCCACGAAAGAGUGCCGAAGCGAAACAUAAGAACGUGACUACCAGGCGCAUGAGUGUAAAAGAAGCACUAAAGGAAAAAUCUCCUCGAGAUGAAUCACGUGAAUCACUCGCUAAACAGAGAAAGCUGAGUAAGCAAGAUACCACACUUAAGGUGGACAGACCUAGCGUGUCCCCGGUAAAGAAGCCGAUCGCAACAGAAAAGCCGUCUAUGGCUUUCAUUGAUGCGGCAAGUCCUAUUCGCAUUAAUGAAGACUUUCCUGGAAGUGACAAACACUGGCUACCUAAAGCACCAAGUCCGAUCGUCCAUCCUCCGCCAGUGGAGAAACCUGGGGGACACGAGAAGUACAUGACUGAAGACAAAGCAUUCGACUCAGACUCCACUGACAAGAGCAGCUUGAGGAUGAUUGCAAAAAUUCAAGCUACCCUAAAUGAGAAUACUAUGAUAAAGUCUCCGAAGACGCCGAUGGACGCUCGGUCCAUCGAAACAAUUGAUAUAGAAAACCCUGUUGUCAGAAAUAUUAGAAAGCGUUCUGUUUUAGACUCUGAAAAGAAAUAUAUUACACAAGACGUGAGUACUCACGUACAGGGAGUGGAGAUAUCCAAAAGUGCUAAAAUACCAUCUGCUGUUAAUCCGUUCCCACAUAGAUCUAUGUUCUCACCUAAAGAUAACGAAAUUUUCGACUUGGACAUGGUGGCUGUCGACGACGGAUUCAACCACGACGAUAUUAUGAAGCCGUUCACUUCAUACCCUGAAUUCUUUUUCAAAGAAGAUUCUAAGGAGCAAGGCGUGCAGGAAACGCUUAAUUUAGUCGGCCGUCUCAGAAUGCAGCUGAGCACAAAGAAAGCUACAGAGAAUGCGUCUCAAGAAGAACCGCCUAUUACAAACGACGACAAGGAGCACAAAACACAAGAGGAGAAUACUACAUCCAUUUCCGAAAGCGCUGAGAAAGACGGCCCACCGCCUAAUAAGAAAUUUGCCGUUGACUUGUGUCACCGUGAGAUCCAAGCUGCUGCCAAUCAUAUACCGCGCACUGUCGCAUCACUUGACUUACCUCACAGUGAUCUUGCGGAAAAAUCAGAGAGACCCCUUGCCAUGUCUAGCAACGACAAGUGGCCGGAUCUUCCACCGUCACGCAACGAAUCUCCUAUUGAGAUGUCGGUUAGACGCAAUUUUACCGAUACUCGACCAUACGAAGAGAUUAAGGAACCCGCCACAACGCAAUCAGAUAUGCAAUCCGUCUCAGAGAUAGGUGAUACAAUAUCUUUGUCGAAGCAAAGCGAUGAUUCGCAAUCUUUAUCUGUUGUUGACCAUUCCGUGCCAAGUGUUGAAAAUGAUUUGACUCAAGACAAUACAACCUAUGAUAACAACAACUCGGUUGCUCAUUUAGAAUGCUCGACUAGAAUGUCAUCUCCUUAUACCGGUCACGAGAAAUGGCGCGAAAGUAAGAUAACGACGAGGAGAUCCUCCGCCUCGAGUACAAGCUCUGAGACUUCGGUAUGUUCUCAGAAAACUGAGUUGAAGUCACAUCUUCCUGACAGAAUUCCUGAUAUCGACUAUCCGCCUAUACCAGCAUACUCGUGUGCCGUAGAGCCCGCGUUGCCGUUAAACCAAUAUUCGACUUACCCGCCAGAAUCCCCGUUCUUGAAUGCGAUUAGCUCGCUACCGCUGUUUCCCGGCGCACCGCAGCUGCCGUCACCCGGACCCGGUCUUUACGCGCCUUUGCCUUUCGCCCCGACGCCGCUCAUACAGCCGCUAGCCAAACCGACGUUCCCAACACUGUGCGCUGCGUUCACGUCCUCCUCACAAAACAUUGCUCUCACCACUGCAAUGAUUGCGCCUCCGACGCCGAAACCUAUGGACUCUCCGAGUAGAGAUGAUAUUGACGUGACUGGAAGCGACAAGUUCUCUAUACACGUCGUGUCAAGUCCGAGCAUAAGCGUCGACUCAUUCAAUGAAAGCAGAGCGGCUACAAAGAUGUCGAAUGACAGUAGCGAGCCGCCACCGAGCAACGAGCCGCCACCGAGCAACGAGCCGCCGCCGAGUAAUGAGCCACUUGCAGAGGCCGUUGGCGAUCCGCCCACCGAACAUCCCAACGAAGCCACCAACGACAGCUCUAUCAACGGCUCCGCCAAUCAAGACAUGACACAACAUUCAAAUUCGCAAGAUUCAAAGUCUCCUCCUCUAAGACCCAAUAGGAGCUCUAGCAAAUUACCUGGAAAAUCCCCGGGCAAGAGUCCCGCUGGUAUUUCACCUAAACAAAGUGAUGGACCCAAGGGUUCAAAACACUCAAGUAAUAGAAGCAAUCGCGGCCAGAGAGGUCGUGGACGCUCCAAGAGCCGAGGUCAAGGAAUUCAUGGUUUUCCGCCAGUUGAUUACAUGGGUAAUUCCAUACAAAGCAAAUUGGUUGGCACAGUGUAUGAUUUCAAGGAAGAAUUCGCUAACGAUGGCGUCGAUCUCAAAGCGCUCCGAGAUAGACGUAAAUCCGUGGAUGUAAGAGACGACAGGAAAUCUGAACAUUCGUACAAAGACACCUCUCAAUCACCACGCGUCGUCAGCCCUUCACAAAGUAAAAAGCCUCCACCUGCAGAGGCAAAAGAAACGAAAGCUUGUACUCCAGAACUGGAGCGUGAUACGUCACCUGUCAGCAGGCCCGGCUCGGAGCGCGGCGGCAUUUCCCAAGUGCACCCCGUGUUGCCGGGUCCUGUCGACAUGCGCACUUAUCAGAGCCAAAAUCAACCAUUCGAGAACGCCACUCCGGCAACAGGUGACGCGUAUCACCACAGUAAUCUGAUAGCGUUUGCUAGCGGCUCUGCAGAACAACAAUUGGCAGCCCUUGACGAAGAAGUGGAAAAACAGCUUCAAACAGCCCUUAUGUUGACGAAACUGUCACCUGCACCCAUUCCCGUUAUAGAGACUAAAGAACCUGUCAAAGAAACAUUCACACCUCAUCUUAAGGUGUCGCUGUCGGACUCGCGAAACCAACUCAAGGUAAAGAUAAAAGGACCUUUCUUGGACGCCAACUACUCAGCGAGUUCUGCGCCGGUCGUUCCGCAGCCGCCUGCACCUGCACACUCGCAUGACGUUAAUCCUGGCAUGAUGAGUACGAGUGCUUCGACAGCCUCUUCCAUAAUGACAGGUUCCACUAACCUGCGGCGCAUGCGCAAGAAAGAACUUCUCCGGCAGUAUUGGACUCAAGAUAUGAACAUGGACGAUCCUACCAAUCCAAUAUCUGUGGGCGUUGUGCCACCACCAGCCGUGCCGCCGCCGCUUCCACGCGCUGUCAUUACCAUUCCUAAAGCCGUGGCCUCCAUGACUAGUAUUCCAACCCGAGAAGAUUAUAAAAUCACUGACACUGCGGUCGAAAAGAAAAAGCGUAAAACUACGAGCGGGCUCUCUAGGGAGCUAAGGCAUUUAGAAGUGAGUAUGAACGACGACGUAGACCCUUCGGACGAUGCUAAGUUGUCAUCUUUAGUCGGUACCUCGAGCCAGGCACACAAGAGACGCGGCCGCGGCUCCUCCAAACCGAGCAAGUCCACUACUUCCCCGGUGGCUCCUAAACUAAAAAUAAAGCUUGGCUCCAACAUUGUUGAGCAAGUAAAUGAAGAACCAGUCGUAUGCCAAUUUCGCCCACCCAAGAAGCGCUUGAUGGUGCCCGCACCGACGCCUAGUCUAGAGGACUUGCGCCGCGAGAGCAUGAAAUACAGAAAGAAGGUGAUGGCGGACUUCGAACACGAAAACCAAAACGAAGUCGAGGAGGAAAAGGAAGGUAAAGAGGAGCAGGAGGUGAAGAUGGAAAAUGAAGAGAUAGAAGAGAAAGAGGAGAAACUUUUGAAAUACGAUAAGCAUGAGAAACACGAGAAACCCGACAAACCGAAGAAACACAAACCUAAUAAAAGUGAAAAGCGUAAAAAGAAGAAGGACAAAAGAGCAGAAAAACUGCAAGUGGUUAAUAGUGAAAGUGAUAGUGUUACAAAACUGAUAAUAAAAAUUAAGCGCACGAAAGAGGAGGAGGCUGGCCGGGGCAGCGAGAGACGGGUAAGUGGGCCGAGCGGCGCGGCAGCUGCGGCGCCUGAGCCGCCUGUCGACCCCUUCGAGUACGACCCUACGGCACCUGACCCGCUCGCCAUUGAAUCCCCCUGCUACUCGGAAGCCUUUUCCACUAUGCGCAGGUUACGGACAGCCAAAGUGACGCCGAUCAGGUUAAAAAUCGCACGCUCCUCGGAAGGAUCUGGCUACGUGAUGAAGGGCGGCUGCGAGACCGUGUCUCUCGCGCCCGCUUCUGCCCCCGCCGCGCCAGAAAAGCCGCCCGAAGUGAGGUGAUAUAAACCGCGUAUCCGCUAUAGGGAAUAGACUAUUUUAUCUACCAUAGAACAAGAGUAAAAUCUCCUGCAUCUGUAUAGUAACUGUAACAUUUUAUUGAUAAUGUCUGUAUAUUUAAAAAAUAUGUAUAUUAAUAUUACCUUCUCUAUAAUUCACGUAGUUUAUUAUUUAUUUGUAUAAAAUGAAAGCUCAAUGAUUAACUUAAAAGUUACUCUUAGAUAUAGUUUAUAAUGAA